Molecule: messenger RNA, 783 nt
Organism: Truncatella angustata
Lineage: Eukaryota; Fungi; Ascomycota; Sordariomycetes; Amphisphaeriales; Sporocadaceae
Exons: 3
Source: RefSeq, a predicted model, not a curated record
ACGAGCGGGGAGGCCCGGUGCCAGGGGAACUUUCAAGGAUGCCCGUGCAACGCAACGCCGAAUACGUGCGGUGUUGUCCAAAAUUGUGAUCGUGGCGGAUGCAAUGGGUCUUUUGACAGCGGCUCCAACACGGCGCGCUGUCGAGGCAACUUCCCCGGCUGCGUGUGCAACCCUGUGACAGUAAGUCUGACUCGAAGCCCUCCUGAUGCUUCAACCCAACAAAGUAACUCUGCAAGUUCUACCUGUGGCAGGAAGCAGAGUUGUUCCUUGAACGGCUGCAACGGCGGCUUUAAUGAUCAAGGCAACGCCGUCUGCAUGACAAACUUCUACGGCUGCCCUUGCAUUCCCAAUCCCAUCUGGAUACCGCGACCGCCAACUCUGCCGCCAUACGUACCACCUCCGCCGACGCAGCCGCCACUCCAGAACCCAUGGUACUGUGUUGGUCUCUCUGAAGACGACGACUGUGGCUUUGGCGGCUGCACCCACAGAUUCGAACUUGUGGCUAGGAACAUGAAUGCUGGCACUCAGGUCUCAGGCUACCUGACCGGGAUAGGGCACUCCACUGCCGAUCUUUGCGGAGCUACGCUUGGCGGCGCGACCAUUAUUUGCCAGGGUGAUAUCACUGCCCAAUGUUCUGAUUAUGGCGUUGCUCUGUACAACUCUCGGAGUUGCCGAACCUUUUGCCCCGAUCUAGGCGACCUGCCGUUCUGCUGGCAAAUCUUCAACGGGGUCUCUGCUUUUGAGCUCGCCAUGGACCUUAUUUGCGAUAGGGCUCUUUCUUGA